AUGAAUAUUUUAAUUACUUUAUCAUUAUUUUUUAUAACUAUAGCUGCUCAAACAAAUCCAAAUGUUGAAUUUUUAACAAGAGUAGUAUCUGAUUUAGCUAGUAAUGGAAAUGAAUAUAUUCUGUAUUUUAGAAAUGGUGGUGGACCAAUUAAUCUAGGAAUAAUAAGAACUGCUCAACAACUUACACAAGAUGCAAAUGGUGGUGAUUCUUAUACUACCUUAGCUGCAGAUCUGGGAUUUAUGAGUGAUUUAAGUGCUAUGAUUACUCCUUUACCUUGGUUUAAUGAAAGAAUAGCUACUGGUAAUAUAUCCCUGGUUCCUACUGAAACAAAUACUGCUCAAACAACAUCCCCAUCAAAUGAUGUUAAUAAAGUAGGAAUUACAUAUGUAGGAUUUGGUGUGUUUGCAGGAAUUGUAUUUGCAAUGAUUUAA
Molecule: messenger RNA, 432 nt
Organism: Candida tropicalis MYA-3404
Lineage: Eukaryota; Fungi; Ascomycota; Pichiomycetes; Serinales; Debaryomycetaceae
Product: SRP1/TIP1 family protein
Exons: 1
Coding region: 1-432 (143 amino acids)
Source: RefSeq, a predicted model, not a curated record